AUGUCAUCUACGAGUGCUGAGUCAGAGCCGAUUAAGAAAGAUGUUUCUGAAAGUACAAAUGAAUCUGACAUAAUGGAGGUGAAACAGCCUGUUGAAAGCAUGAACUCAAAAGUUGACGAUGACAUUAACUUUUCAGAAAUGACAAUUCAUCAAGCUUGUCGACAAGGAGUUCUUCAUAUAGUAAAAGAUAUGAUCGAAAGCGGUUACGCUAAAGCAACUGACAGAGAUAGUAAUAAUGUGACUCCAUUACAUUUUGCGGCCAUUAGUAAUCAUGUGUCCGUUGCAAAAUAUUUGAUCGACAAUGGUGCUGAAAUAGAUGCUUUUGGUGGUGACUUGGUUGCUACUCCGUUACAUUGGGCAUCGAGGAAUGGUCAUUUGUCUUCUGUAACUCUUUUAAUUAAUCAUGGCGCCAAUCCAAGUCUCCGAGAUUCUCAAGGGUUUGAUUGUUUACAUCUUGCCGUACAUUCUUCUAAUCCUAUGCUGGUGUUAUACUUCAUAUUUUUGGAUGUGGCCGUUGAUACCCAAGACUCUUCACAACAUACACCCUUGAUGUGGGCUGCUUAUCAAUGUGAUGCAUUAACUGUAGAUAUACUAAUUCGAUUAGGAGCGUCUCUAUCCAAAGUUAAUAAUACGCAACUUACACCUCUACAUUUUGCUGCAAUGAAAUCUGAUAAAAUAUGUUUAAGAAAGCUAAUAGAAGCUGGUGCAAAUGUAAAUGCUAAGGAUGAUAAUGGGAAAACGCCCUUCGAUAUAGUCAAAGAAGUGAAGGCUACUGAUAAAUGGGGAAGAGCAAUGAAAGAAACUGGACUUAAAAAUGAUGGAAAAAGGAGUCCGUUCCUAUUUGAAAAGAAAAUUACCCUCAUUAUAUUAUAUGUGAUUCCGUUUUUAUUGCUUUAUAUUGCUCUUCAAACGUUAGCUCAUUAUCCUUGGUUUAUUGGAUUACCUUUGGUUAUUUUGGAAUAUAUAAUAUGUCACAUUAUAGUUACAAAAGUUUUUAUAAGAUCACAACUAACUAUCGAAUUUAUGAGAACACCUUAUCUAUCGAGUAUAUUUCAAGCAAGCGCUUUUUGGGUUGGCGUCACAUGGAUUUAUAAACUUUUAUUUGUACUGGGCGAUCCGGGCUAUAUUCCAAAACCACAAUCACGUGAAGAACAGAAACGGUUGGUAAUAGACCUUGCAAAUAAAGGGAUGCUGGAUGCAAGACAUUUAUGUACAACAUGCUUGUCAUUGUCCAUGGAUAUACAAUUGCAUUGGAAUAAAAAGUCACCGUAUUUUUAUGACUUUGUAAUAUCCGCACCUCCAUACGCGCCAAUUGCGUCCGAACCGUGUUUGUUGAGUGAUACCUACUGUGGAUUCUUCCAAUAUGAUGCAUGGACUGCUUCCUUAUGUGCCUGGAGUGCGUUACAACUUCCUUGGUUAAUAACAUUAUUAUGUUUCCAAGUUUACCAGAUUUCUUCGGCAAAAACUACAAAUGAGGUGAUGAACUUCCAUCGCUAUUCUUAUUUUACGAACAAAUCUCCUAACGUAGGAAGUAACGGAGUUGACGGUGUGAAUGAAACUAUUAAUAGUACGGAUGUCACUCAUCAACAGAGUGAAUGCGGAAGAAAAUGUAACCACCAUCAUAAACAUAAUCAUUUUUCAAGAAUUCGUAGAGUAUUUGAAAGACACGAUGAUAUCGUAAACCCAUUUGAUUUUGGAUGUUGGAAUAAUUGCGUGGGUUUUUGGUCGGAGGGAAAACGUGGAAAGUUACAAAAUGUGGAUUGGUAUGAAAUUUUUGAUACUUCUUUUAUUGAACCACAUGAUGAUGAUGUAAAAUCAAGAGCUGGAGGCUAUACUUCUUUAAAAAGAGAUGAGAUCGUAUAA
Dentiscutata heterogama is the source of this 1863-nucleotide messenger RNA. The record is from the annotation of a GenBank genome assembly. Lineage: Eukaryota; Fungi; Glomeromycota; Glomeromycetes; Diversisporales; Gigasporaceae.